UUCCAUGACGCGGGCGCGUGCGCUCUGCGCCAGUAGUUGUAGUUGUGCAGUUUCCUUAUCUGUUUUCAUUCCGACUUCCGAGCAUUUCUACAGUACCGUUCGACGGCGGCUGACUUGUUGUUUACGGUUUUUUUUUAAUGUUACAACAUUCACAACCGCAAUAAUAAUAAUAAUAAUAUUAUACAUUUAUACGUUAUUAUUAGUGUUAUUAUUAUUAUUGCAUACCGUUCGCGUUGUGUUUUUCUCGUGUGACCCGUCAACGAACAUCCGGACCUUGGUGAAGCGGAAGGAAAUCGCAGGACGACGGACACGCACAGGUUGGUACCGUACACUUAAUGUUACUACCAUCCAGCGUCUGCAAUGAUCGAAAACGCGGAACUGGUCAUGCAAAUGCUGGAGAUGUACCAGAUGUACAAGCAACAGGUUCCCGUGGAACUGGAAGAGUACCUAAGGUACGUAGCAAAGACUGGAAACACACUGUUCCAGUGGACGCUGGUCAAACCGUUUAUUCGUGAGAAGAUAAUGAACGUUAUAGCCGAAUUUGCAGAACAGUCUGCGUUGUCUGACAUACCGCCAUACCCAAAUGUUGACCCGUUCAACUACGAGGCCAUGAAGACCAUGUUGUUGGAACGUUUUGACACAUUCAAUGGGCCCCCGUUCACCAUACAAAGGCUUUGCGAGUUGUUGUCUUGCCCAAGAAAAGAGUACAACCGUGUAGACAAAUUUAUGCGUGCCGUAGAAAAAAACAUAUUGGUUGUCAGUACUUGCGAGUUGAGACCCAAGCGAGAAGAGCCCAUUGUCAAUGGCGUCCCAGACCGGUGGGAAAAUGGAAAAGAGUCUGAUAUCAGUAUGGAAUUGGUAGGUAAAAAUAAUGUUAUUACAGACACAAGUGUCCUAAAUGGUAAUGAUACAGUCGAAAGUCUUCUGAACGAAUUAGAAUCAAUGAAAACUCCUGAAACAAAACCGGAUGAAUCAAAGACAGAACAAAAAGAUCAUCUUGUCGCACAAGUGACAGACAAAGUUGAAUCUAAUAUUACUCCUGAAGAACCCAAACAAGAUACUCCAGUAUUAAUCACCCAAGAUAUACCACUUCAGACACAGAUUACAGACUCUACUACAGAAGUUGUGGAACCAGUCGAUAUUGAUGUCGAACCAGUCGAUGUUGAUGUCGAACCAGUCAAUGUUGAUAUCCUACCAAAUGUUUCCGCUGAACAUGAAUCUAUAGUUGACCAACCCAAAGAGUUAAACUCUGAAGUAAGUGAAAUUCAACCUGUUGAAGUUAAAGAACAAAUUGUAAGUGAUCCUUUAGUUGAUGAGCUUAAAGAUUUAUCCCAAGAUAUAGAGCUUGAAAUUGUCAAACCGAAAACUGAAGAGCCAAUUGUUGAAAGUAAUGAAUUGGAUCAUUUGGAAUUAACACCGACAGAUGCCGAUCGAGUAGAAGGCUCAAUUAUUCAUCAAACUCCUGAUUCUGAUAACAAAGUAGAAUUAGAUAUAGACGUAUCACAAACUGCAGUUGUGUUGGAAAAAUCAGACGAAAAUCUUGAAAGUAUGGAUGUACAAGUUGAAGAUGUAUCCAAAAGUAUGGAAUCAGAAGUAAUCAGUGAUAACGUACAAGAAGAAUGUACAGACCCUACAGAAAUUCAUAAUGACAAACAAGUUGGUGAAUCUACUGUUGAUGUUCCUACUGUAGACCCAAUUUCUAUAGAUAUGGAGGUAGAAUUAGAGAAGACAGAAAAUGACAUUAUCCCUGACGUUAUACCAAAAGAAAGUGUUGAAGAAAAUAAAGACAUCCAGACAACGGAACCUAAUACAACUGUUGAAGAACCUCAAGUACAGGAUGAAAAUAAAUUGACUGAAAGUGAAUAGUCUUAAAAAAUAUUAGCCCUAAAUGAAUAUUACAUAUAUUGACUGGUUAGGUUAAUAAUAAUGAAAUUUUAUCAAUUAGGUAAAAGUUAUGUAAAAUUUAAUGUUUAUAUGUACCUACGUAAUAAAUUCAGAAUAAGUUAUUUCAUUUACUGUACAAAAUUAUUUGCGUAUAUUGCUCUUUUGAUUAAAUCAAUAAUCAAUAUUCAAUUUUUUUUUCAUAUAUAAUUGUAAAUGAAUAAAAAUGUAGUAUAUUUUGAA
Molecule: messenger RNA, 2124 nt
Organism: Acyrthosiphon pisum (pea aphid)
Lineage: Eukaryota; Metazoa; Arthropoda; Insecta; Hemiptera; Aphididae
Gene: PPP4R2r
Product: Protein phosphatase 4 regulatory subunit 2-related protein
Exons: 1
Coding region: 361-1866 (501 amino acids)
Cellular component (GO): nucleus; protein phosphatase 4 complex; cytoplasm
Molecular function (GO): protein phosphatase regulator activity
Source: RefSeq, a predicted model, not a curated record